UUGGUGGAUUUCCCGCGCAUUUCCCCCCGAAUUUCCCGCGCUUGCCCCCUCUUAUUCCCUGCUUCCUCCGAUCCCCACCCCGCCAGACGCCAACACCCGCCGCCGCCGCCAGAAGUCCGAUCAAGAAGAGUGCCGAGCGGAGCAGCCGAAUACCAAAGCCAUGAUGUUCUCGAGCCAGGUCGACGCCUUCUCGCCGUCGCAGUUCACCGCGUCGCAGAACGCCGCCGCCGACUCCACCCCCAACAAGUUCCGGGGCGCGUCGGGCACGAUGCCGCUCACCGUGAAGCAGAUCGCGGACGCGCAGCUGGCCGGCACCGGCGAGAAGGGCGGGCCCUUCGUCGUCGACGGCGUCGAGACGGCCAACGUCAGGCUCGUGGGGAUGGUGAGCGGCAAGGUGGAGCGGAACACGGACGUGUCCUUCACCCUCGACGACGGCACCGGCCGCAUCGACUUCAUCAGAUGGGUGAAUGAUGCUGCAGACUCUGCUGAAACUGCUGCUAUUCAGAACGGUAUGUAUGUUGCCGUCAUUGGGAGCCUCAAGGGAGUUCAGGACAAGAAGCGUGCUACUGCUUUUGCAGUCAGACCUAUAACUGAUUACAACGAGGUCACCCUGCAUUUCAUUCAGUGUGUACGGAUGCAUGCAGAGAACACAAAAUCAAAGGUUGGCAGUCCCACGCACACCAAUUCUUCUAUGGGAACCCCAUUCUCCAACAGAUUGAACGAAGCAGCCACUCCACCCUCUGUGAAGUCCAACCCGGCACCAGCGGCCAGCGGAACAAAUGGAUCGGAGACCGAUUUCUACACACAGGUGCUGAAUGUCUUCCGUGAACCGGCAAACAUGGAGAGUGACCAUGGCGUGCAUAUGGAUGACAUUGCCAAGCGGUUCAGACUACCAGCACUCAAGAUCAAGGAGGCUAUCGACUACCACGUUGAUGUCGGGCACAUCUACUCGACCAUCGAUGAUUUCCACUACAAGUCAGCGUUCGUCGACUAAGUCUGUAACCGAGUGCCGUCUUCACUCGCUAGCAUCUGUCCUUAGCUGUGCUGCUUAGGUAUCCCCCCGAAGGAAGCAUCUUCUCGCCGGAGUUUGAGAGAGACAUGACCACAUCUGUUAGCCUGAAUGUAGGGAAUGAUGCUCCAGGGGCAUGUAUUACUUAAAAUUCCUGUUGAUCAGAAACGUAUGAGCCUUGAUGUGAUGAGAGCAUCGUCUAGUAAAAUCAUGAUUAGCGUC
Messenger RNA from Hordeum vulgare subsp. vulgare (domesticated barley), 1231 nucleotides. Its product is annotated as replication protein A 32 kDa subunit A-like. The record is from RefSeq and is a predicted model, not a curated record. NCBI's taxonomy places the organism in Eukaryota, Viridiplantae, Streptophyta, Magnoliopsida, Poales, Poaceae. Gene Ontology annotation, cellular component: DNA replication factor A complex; chromosome, telomeric region; site of double-strand break. The transcript is spliced from 10 exons. Gene Ontology annotation, molecular function: DNA binding. The coding region runs from base 161 to 994 and encodes 277 amino acids. Gene Ontology annotation, biological process: nucleotide-excision repair; double-strand break repair via homologous recombination; DNA replication.